AGCGCAGGACAACAACAAAAGGAGCGAGACGAGCCGCCGGCGGCCAGUGGUUCAGCAACUGGACAGGCGGCCCGGCCCCGCGCCCCGCGCUCGCGGUCCGGGAGCCGCAGCUACCUCAGCAGCCCCGCGCCCGUGCGCGCCGCUCCCCGCCGACCCCGCCGAGCGACGCGCCCGCUGCCUUCGCCGCCGGUCUCCGCUGCCGCUCGGGCCCACGGAUAACGACUCUCCUUGCUCUCGCCUAAGUUGAAUAAGCACCCUGUGCACUUUAAUCUCCUGUCGUGCCAUCAGGCAGACUGAAGACGGUGUUUUGAGAUCUCAGCUGUAAAGACAUCCCGCCAAAGUCUCAAUCUUGCCUUAACCAUGUUCCAGAGACUGAAUAAAAUGUUUGUGGGGGAAGUCAACACUUCUUCCAACCAAGAACCGGAAUUUAGUGAGAAAGAAGAUGAAGAAUGGAUUCUCGUUGACUUCAUAGACGCCUGCCCUGGUUUCUCAGCAGCAGAAGCCAAAGCCGAAGCCAUCAGUGAAGAGUCACGUACCGAGCACCCGUCAGUCUUUUCCUGUUUACCUGCAUCUCUUGAGUGCUUGGCUGAUACCGGUGAUUCCUGCUUGCUCCAGUUUGAGUCCUGUCCGAUGGAGGAGAGCUGGUUUAUCACCCCUCCCCCAUGUUUUACUGCAGGUGGAUUAACCACUCUCAAGGUGGAAACCAGUCCUUUGGAAAACCUUCUCAUUGAACAUCCCAGCAUGUCUGUCUAUGCUGUGCAUAACUCCUGCCCUGGCGUUGGUGAGGCCAGUUGUGGGACCAAUGAAUGUCCUGACCCAAGUAGCCCCAGAGUGGAAAGUCGAAAUGAAAUGGGGCAGCACAUCCAUUGCUACGUUGCAGCUCUCGCUGCGCAUACAGCUUUUCUGGAACAACCCAAGAGCUUUCGCCCUUCCCAGUGGAUAAAAGAACAUAGUGAAAGACAGUCUUUGAACAGAAAUAGCCUUCGUCGCCAAAAUCUUACCAGGGAUUGCCACUCUAGGCAAGUCAAGCACAAUGGCUGGGCUGUCCAUCAGCCCUGCCCCCGUCAGUACAAUUACUAAGAAUUUCAAGAUUGGUUGGAUUCUCUUGGUUUGUGCAUAUGUGUGUGGACGUGUGUGGAUGGACGAUGAAGAUGCUGUUUCUUUACAGCCAACUGAUGACCAAUCACAUAGUUUUAUCGAUGUGUUUAGACACUAUCUUGAAAACCAGAUUUACAUGCUGUAUAUCACAUAAUGCCUUGCUUUUAACACUUACUUUUUUGUAAAUUUUUUCAGAAUAUUUUUGGAAACAUAUCAAUACAGUUACAGUGUUUGGUGUUUGGGGGUGUCUUUAAAUCUAUGAAGGUGUACAUGAGUUAGUGUUCUAAAGACAUUUCUUCCCAAGUAUGAGAAUAGGCAUCUUUCAAUUUCAUUUUAUUUUGUAUUACUUAAUCAAUAUUUUGAGUAAGCAAGAAUUUAUUCUCAGGGUCAGCCAUACACUUUAUUGACCAGUACUUGAUAAUCUUUUCUGUAUAUAAUGAAUACAUUUUUACACACUAACAUGAGCAUUAACAGGUGAUAGUUGCCAUAGAUAUAAUGGAAUUAUGGCUGAACUUUCUCUUGAAAGAAAACUUGAUAUAUUUCUGUGUGUAUAGGUUUGUUUUGUUUGUUUGUUUGGUUGUUUUGUUUUGUUUUGUUUUCUGGAUUAGCCAUGCAGUUCAUUUUGGAAUUCAGGUACAUUAAGUAUUAGUGAACAGUGCAUUCAGUAAUUCCGACAUGACUGUGUGACGUGGUACAGAGAUUGUGGGACAAAAGCACUUGUCUCCCACGCAGAGGGAUUCAGUUAGACCUGUGAAAUUGUUUUUGCAGAAAUGUAUGUCUACAACAAACCCGUUAGUCCACUAUUUAACUUGUCUGGAGUCUUUCCUGUCAGCUCUGCCCACUUGCCGCCUCCUGUCAGCUGUCAACUCAGAAGUACUCCUCCAGGCACUUUAGUGACUUCUUUAUUUUAUGACUGUCCAAGGGAAAAGAAGUAGAUUUUGUAUUUCUGAUGCAGUGAUCCAUCCUCUGCCAUGGGCCUGUCCUGCCAAGUGGCACGCAAGUCCAAGGAGGGAUUCCCGGUGACAUCCUUUCCUCGCAUCCAAAUGAAGAGUGACAGGUUGGAGCCCUUGAGUUUCCAUUUUUUGUUUUUGUAACUGGGGCUACAGGCAGAAUCUUUAACCACUUUGGCCUCUGUUUCCUCCACCAAUGGGGGAGUAGUAGUAUUUACCUUCCUCACCGUUGUCGUGCGGACUGUGUACUGAUGGGAACUGGGCUGUCCAGAGCUGAACCUUGUGUGAAAUUCCAAGGGCCUCUCUACUGAAUCUAAUGAUGGAGAUGGGGCCUGUGGCAGUUUCCUGCCACAGCUGUUCUUCAGAGUGUUGGUGCUAACGAGGCCGGCGUUCAGGGCUCAAUUCACACGAGGCCAGUUAACACACAACCUCCAGCCAGUCACUUUAUUUCUUAGCAGUUGUGAUGGGUUUUGCUGAGCCAUCCACAUUCACCAGUUUCCUCUGUAGCUAAAUUAAACAUACACAAUCCAAAGCAUAUUCUACUGUCAGAUCAGUAGUAUCACCUUUGCAAUCAAAUAGCUUAUUUUUCCGUGUCCUCUGCAACCCUAAUAAGUACAUGUCUAUAUAAGGUUUUCAAGGGAAAAAGCAUAUAGUUAUGUGAAGUAUUAUAUUUUUCAAUAACCCUGUAACAGUUCGGUGCAGGGAACUAUGGGAGACUUUUUUUUCUUUUCUUUUCUUUUCUUUUUUUUUUUUUUUAACCUAAGUGAAGAGCUGUGCUCUUUUCUGCCUAGACUGGGAUGUUUGGGGUCAGAAGAGGUUAAAUAGCUUCAUGAGAUGGUGGUGCAGCUGGUUCUUCCACUGGCCGCGAUGAAGUGCCAGGAAUGUCUUACAUCCCCCUUCUCUCCUUAUUCCCUUUCGAUUUCGACUACCCCUUUAUUUAUUUGUUUUCUAAUUAGGGGCCAAGUCUGUAAAGUUUUAUCAAACUGAGCUAGAAGUUACUUUGUUACUAUUUGUGUUUACGAGAGUUGAGUGGUUAAGAUAAAGUUUUCAUGAAGGUGUGUACAUUUUACACCAUAUCUGUUAUAGGGCCGUAAGUCGGUAACUUGAAAAUAGACCAGCUAAAUGUUUUCUGGAUGUAAGCCUCUGAAUACAUGGGGGUCUCUUUUUUCAUAUAUUACAUGCAGUUUGUUAGUACCUCACAAGCUACCGAAGUUCAGCCAUGAGAAUUUGUUUGGCAGCGUGAACAGAUUUGUAUAUAAAAUAGCAAUGGUUUUUUGUGUUUUUUUUACUAUUAUUUUUUCAAAUUUCCUGAUACCCGAAAAUACACUUACUUCUCUAUCUGUUACUGACUUUUUGUUUGCCUUAUCUAGACCUAGUUUUUUAUGGUUUAUACCUGGGAAGCAACACUUUCAGUCUUGGGGAUGUUUUCUUAGGCUAACCAUGCCAUCUAUCCUAUCAGACUGCGGUUUUUAUAUCAAUAUCUAAGGUUUCUGCCUGAAAUUGGCACAUGUUAGAACUGAAGAAAGUGGUUACACAAUUCAUUUGAAGUUCUUGAUCAUUAGAUGUUUGUUAGGCAUCUACUCUGUGUGAGACACAGACCAAUAGUAACAGAAGGAUGUUGACCUAAGUAUUCUUUGAAACAUGGCCAAAAUGCAAUUUAUUAUAAGUUAAUUAUUAUUUCUGCUGUUGUAAAUAUUAGUGGCUUACAAUGUGCUUUCGUGCAUAUUUCUUAAAACUUCAAGCAGUGAGAAAUCAGACCCCUCUGAAUUUAGUGCUCUGAUGGUUUCUAGACUGAUAAUAUGGAAUGUUACUUGGAAAAAGUUUGGACUAUAUGGUGCACACAAGCAGUACUUCAUGAAUGAGCUUCUUAGUUUUUAAAAAUGCACCAUGUUCCUCAAAGUUUGUGUUUUUGUUAAUAAAACAUUUUAUAAUGUAUUUUCUAUGUUUUACUUUUUCUUUCUCAAGUAACUAUGUAUUGCACUGUAAGGUGAACACAAACCAUUAUUUAUCUUCUGUGGCAAUGCAUUUAUAUGGUUGGGUGGGUGGGAAUUUUUUGCAGAAAGUGCACAGUGAUUGAAUUUUUGACUUUCUACUCUGGCGAGCUUUUUCUACAUUAAUUUCCUGGACAUUUUCCCAGUUCCCAGGUAGUCGGUGUAUCAGAACGUUGAUUCUAGUGAGAAGACAGUUUCCUUAAAACUUGAGAGGGCCGUUCAGCAUCGCUAUUGAUUUUACUUCUAAAAUCUGUGCAGUACACUGCUUCGUCAUCUGUACAUCUUCACUGAAUCUGAGUGUCUUUGCUAUUUCUCUUCCUCCUCAAGGAAAGAUACUGUCUUUCUAUACUCUUCGUUAAAAAGAGCAGAAGAGAGUCUCUUUCUUAUCCUCAUUUUCUUUGAAUUGGAAACAAAAGAAAGCAAAAAUUAAAAAAUGAAGGAUUCCAACUGGAAGAUAGACAUUUAAGUGUAAAUGGAUUAGUGGAGAAUGCUUAAGAGUUUCCAGGUAGUUUUGUUUUUAGAAUCAGUAAAAAGACUGCUCCUAAUACUGGAGAUACUAGCAUAUGUUUGUAAUGUUACCUUGAAGUUAUCUUUUAUUUUAUCAGGCCCAUUCAUACUGGUUAAAUUCUUUUAGAAGUCCAGCUACUCUCUUGGAUGGCUUCACUGCCAUCAGCCGUGUUGAUGCAUUAUAAAUGGCAUCCUUAUCUACUUAUUGUAAUGCUUAAAAUUUUAUAUGAAAUGCUUUAUUUAGAAAAUCUGCCUAAUCCAGCGGUGUCAGCCUUGCCAUAUACCACUUUCACUUGAAAUAUGACACCAGUUACAGUGGUUUGGGGUGGAGAAAGAGGUACUAGAAAGCAUACAGAUAAAGACAUCUUUUUCUGUUUGCAACAGUAUCCUUUCUGUGGGAAGAGAUGUUACUAUUCAAAGGAAGGCAGCUUAAGUGGAUGUUUUGUAUAUCAUUUAGAAUUUUCCUUACAACAUAUUUUUUUAAUUGUAUGAUUAUUAAAUGCCCCAUUUAGUUCUGUAUUUGCCUGAAGUUUUAAUAUUUGUUUUCUAGGUGGACUUCUUAAAAACCAAAUCAGGACUUGGGGAGUUUGAUGUGUGUGUAUCCAGGCUUAAUAUGUAUGAGUGGUUUUGCUUGCUCUUUGGUUGUUUUCCUCCAGAGGUUUGGAACUUUAAUCAAUAAUUGUGUGUGUGUGUGUGUGUGUGUGUGUGUGUGGUUAAGUGGCUUGGUGUUUCUUCUCAAGUAUAAUUGUGAACACACUUGCUUUUCAAGGGCAGGGCAUCAGUUAUAGAGACUGAAGAGUAUUGUAGAUUGUACUAUGUGCCUUCUCGAUGUAUUUCUGGACAUAAAUUUUUUUCAACUUGAAAACUCAAAAGGGACAUUUGGUUGGAUUAUAUACUGUACAUCAUCUAUGCAUAAAUGGCAGCUUGUUUUCUUGAGCCACUGUCUAAAUUUUUUUCUGUUUUUAUAGAAUUUUUUAUACUGAUUGGUUCAUAGAUGGUCAGUUUUUUACACAAUACAGCACUUUGCCAAAAAUAAGUGUAGCAUGGCUUAAACGUUGUGUAGUAACACCAGUUCUUUGUAUUUGGGUUCAGUGGUGUGUUUUGCACUAUUUGAGUUGUGGUUUUUAAUCUGUCAAUAAAUAAAAUGUUCUUUAACUUCA
This is a messenger RNA of Lutra lutra (Eurasian river otter), 5706 nucleotides long. RefSeq names its product tumor protein p53 inducible nuclear protein 1 (gene TP53INP1). Lineage: Eukaryota; Metazoa; Chordata; Mammalia; Carnivora; Mustelidae. The record is from RefSeq and is a predicted model, not a curated record. The transcript has 4 exons. Bases 361 to 1080 code for a protein of 239 amino acids. Gene Ontology annotation, cellular component: nucleus; autophagosome. Gene Ontology annotation, biological process: autophagosome assembly; positive regulation of DNA-templated transcription.